AUGGAGCGCGAGCGUGAAGCGGCAGAGCAGGCGGCGGCGGCGCAGAUCCCUCGGCCGAUUCGACGUCGGACGUUUGUCCCCCGCGAGCACGACAUAGCUCACCAACGUCUGUUCGCAGACUAUUUUGCCGAGCAACCACGGUGGGGCCCGACGGUUUUUCACCGCCGUUUUAGAAUGCGGAGAGAUCUUUUUCUCCGCAUUGUCCAGACGUUGGAGGGACGUGAUGAAUACUUCCAGUAUCGGGAAGACGACAUCGGCAGACCCGGACUUACGCCGUUGCAGAAGUGCACGGUUGCGAUCCGGCAGUUGGCCUACGGCACCACGACGGAUAUGUUCGACGAGUACCUUCACGUCGGGGAGACAGAUGGUCGUGAUUGUCUGAAGACUUUUUGUAGGGGUUUGUGGAGGCUUAUAGCAGCACAUAUUUGCGAAGGCCGACUGCUGAGGAUUGCCAGACCCUGA
Molecule: messenger RNA, 462 nt
Organism: Salvia hispanica
Lineage: Eukaryota; Viridiplantae; Streptophyta; Magnoliopsida; Lamiales; Lamiaceae
Source: RefSeq, a predicted model, not a curated record